Messenger RNA from Seminavis robusta, 339 nucleotides. Lineage: Eukaryota; Bacillariophyta; Bacillariophyceae; Naviculales; Naviculaceae. The record is from the annotation of a GenBank genome assembly.
AUGUCCCAUCGACUGUCGUCUCUUGGCCCAAGGAAGAAGGAGAGGGAAAGGACGGCACGACUGCACAGCUCUAUUGGCGAUCUGGGAGCGCAGAAGGAAAACAAUCUCAUCGGGCUUCGUAGCCAUCCACCAGAGGCUCUGUCAGGGUUGGAGGCAGCUGUGGUGAGCUGGCAACUGGAGCACAGCCCAGUCCAUGCAGAUCCCUGCCCCAGUGAUGCAGAGGGUCACUUCAACUUGACGUACAGAUGGGUUCUGGCGGAUGUGUCCGCGACCUGCAUGCCCUUCACGGAAGUACAGUUCGUGGGUCUUUCCGACGGUCCAAAGCGUGUUGCGCACUGA